CGCAUGAUUCUUCUCCUUAGGUCAGCUCUUGUCUUCCAUUCAUCGGAUUCAAACAUUCCUAGACGACUUAUCUCCGACGUUUGGAGAUCGGCCGGCGCCUGCAAUCUUCACCGCAAUUCCCUGCAUUGCAGUCGAAGUUUGAGGCCAGUCUUAACAAUAUGAGUAACAAAUGCAAACGAGAGAAGAAAAAAAAGAAAAGAAAGAAAGAGAAAAGAGGAUUUCAAGUGAAGUGAUGAAGGAAAACUCAAUGAGCUGCCAGAAUACUGGCACUUAAAUUUUUUGAACACCAUUUCAUUAUCAGGCAUUUUGCUUGGAGGACUGCAGAAUCCUCUUAACGUUAUGCUUUACCGGUUUUGUUUUGUGUGUGUGUGUUUGAAUUGAAAUUGAAUAUCAGUGUACUUGUGUGCUAACGAUAAUUGACCAAUUUUGCUAUGAGAUUUGUAGUUUACAUAAUCUCCAUUUCAGUUAAAACUUCUCAAGUAAUUCCAUAAGAACUGAACCACAGCAGAAAGUUUGAGGGUUGCUGAACUCAAAAAUCAUGGUUAUAAUGCAUAGGAUUUGAUUAAUGGUGCAACCUGAACUGCAUGGUUUUGUUGUAUGAAAGAUAAAAAUUCUCAUAUUAGAUUUAGGCUUUUACAUAUUGUUCUUUGUGGAGUGAAUGACCUGUUUUUGACUAAUAUGAUUCUGAGUGAAUCCCAGGAUCCCCAGCCGCUUUCUUUUGGCCAAGGAAAGUCUACAGUUAAAGAAACACUUUCAAAAUUAUCUUUAAAGUCAAAAUUUGUUCCUUCCUCAAUACCAUGUGUCAAAUAAAAUAUUCACUAUUCA
Messenger RNA from Rubroshorea leprosula, 825 nucleotides. NCBI's taxonomy places the organism in Eukaryota, Viridiplantae, Streptophyta, Magnoliopsida, Malvales, Dipterocarpaceae. The record is from the annotation of a GenBank genome assembly.